Huiozyma naganishii CBS 8797 is the source of this 2124-nucleotide messenger RNA. It is a transcript of the gene SLD3, whose product is annotated as Sld3p. The transcript has a single exon. Gene Ontology annotation, cellular component: DNA replication preinitiation complex. The record is from RefSeq and is a predicted model, not a curated record. Gene Ontology annotation, biological process: DNA replication initiation. The coding region runs from base 1 to 2124 and encodes 707 amino acids. Lineage: Eukaryota; Fungi; Ascomycota; Saccharomycetes; Saccharomycetales; Saccharomycetaceae.
AUGGAGGAAUGGGUGGUCAUUGGGAUGGUAAGCAGGUUGCGGAAUGACGUUGUUGCUUCUUUGGCCAACCCGAAAAUACUUCAAAAACAGUUACUAUCCAACAAAACACAACGAAUGCUGGACGAGUCUCUAUUUCAUUCGAAAUAUCUCUUAAGAGACGCUCAAAACGAUUUAUAUUUUCUUUUGGAGCAGUAUAACCCUACAUUCUGUCUACUAUAUGAAAUAUCAAGAGUUAUUGCUGGCAACAUCCACACCGUACCCAAUUCGAGGUCAUCUCAUUCAUUUGUUACAGAAGAAAGAAGGAAUUACCACAACAUAGAGCCUUCUCGACUGGUUAAACUCUGGCACGAAGACUUAACAGUUCACAACGAGAUGGUACUUGAUGAACUGGACAUGACUCCUCCUAAUUGCAUAAAACCAGCUAAAAUUGAGCGACGCUAUCUCCCCGCAAGUGAUGACCCCCAUAAUUAUAUUCAAGCAAAAUAUUAUGAUAUCCUCUUUUCGUUUCAAACUCCGCUGGUCUAUUUUGUGAAGUCGAACUUGCCAAGGUUAAAGAAUAUGUGUAAAGCCGCUUUCGGCCAACCCUAUGUGAACCACUACCAGAAUUUAAUAUUGGAAUUACUGCUAUGCAUACCGAAAUUUGAUGAAAGAUACAAUAAAACGGCAAUUUUAACUUCUGAUUAUGUUAUUGAUAACAAACAUGGGCUUGUACAAAGAGAUGAUUGUCUCAAAAAAUACGGUCUCAAUAAUGUUUCUGAAAAUAAGGACGUCUUUGACGACGUUAUAAAAUUAAUGAAAGCACGAGAGAUCAAGUUACAGCUUAUUCUUCUUCUUGAACUCAUCCAUAUCAAUAAGCUAGAUACGAAUUUUACUAACUUUGAAAAAGUAUCAAAAUCAAGGUUUAAGAAACGUUCAAUAAAUGUUAUGAGAGGAAGAGGUGUGCCUUUGACCAGGAAGAGAAAAAAUAAAGCAAAGAAGAAGGAAGAAGAGUCCAAACAAAACAAUUACAUAUCAGAAGCUGUGACCGACUAUUGCGAACAGCUAGAUAUAUAUGUUGAUAAGUUGGCAAUUGUAGAAUUACUCAUAGAAGCUGAGGUAAGUUCAGAGCAAGUUGCAACAGAAGACAGAACGGACCUACAAGAGCUUAAGAAAAAUAUUGUGACAAGAAGUAAUGAGGCCUCAUCCGUGGGAUUUACUAGCUACAUCUUGGUACCAUACUUCAAUAAAGCUGUCCCAAAUACAGUUAAAUUCAUCAUGAAAAAAUUCAAAGGCCCAAGCCUAACAAAACGUCAUAUACCAGAACAGCAAUCAUCCAGUCAGAAGUUAGACUCAAGUUUGGUAACGAAAUCUCCACCCUCUGUAGGUUCAGGUUUGAAUCCCGCCUCUCGCCGCAACUCUACUUAUAGCUUAUCACGAAAGAGUUCUACAGCAUCAGUACUGUCACUAAGCAGUAGACCUGCAUUAGAGAGGCAUGUAACACUAACAUCACUCACAUCUGAUUUGCUCGAGUUAAAUAGCACCACUUCUAAUUUAAAAGAAUUUCUAGAGGCUGAGAAUCAAACGAUUAGAAAUCCUUCGCUAUUGUCGAGAACCAAAUCUGACAUUGUAAUGAACAAUUUACAAAAAAGGCAAUUACCAGUAACCAGUGUUAAAGGUGUACCGUCUAAACAUUCCCAGCACACAUCCACAACUGCUGCAUCCUCUAAUGGAAGAUUAUCAACGGCGAAGGCCGAAUCAUCUUUCCGCAGAGUAGGGAAGAGGAAGGUAGUAGCGUCAAACGGAAUUGACCCACACGCAUCUGAUCAGAAUGUGAAUGUGCUUGAAGUAAUCGCAACGCCGUUAAAAUGCAAUAAUGUCGCACAGAGAAAAAAGAACGAGUAUAUGCUCAACAGUAUUGUUGAGUCCCCUCCGAAUAUUCAAGCUGGUAACGUGCGUCAUAAUAGCGCAGAGGUUCAAGUAACUGCAACACCUCUAACACAAACAUCUCAAACUCAGCGUCGACCCUCAUCUCACGAAAUUAUUGCCUCUGAUCAAAAGGAAGAUACAGUUCCAACAGAUGCAAUUUCCCGAAACGACAGCAUCCAAUCCAAGAAAAAGGUCCGGAGACGUCUAUUUGGUCCCUAA